GACAUUUCUGAUUCAUUUGCAUCCUUGAAGAGCAUCUGUAGAAGAGGAAGGAAAAGAUGGGUGUGAAAACAUUUACUCAUAGUUCCUCUUCCCACAGCCAGGAAAUGCUUGGAAAGCUAAAUAUGCUGCGAAAUGAUGGACAUUUUUGUGAUAUCACUAUUCGUGUCCAGGACAAAAUCUUCCGGGCACAUAAGGUGGUACUAGCAGCUUGCAGUGAUUUCUUUCGCACCAAACUUGUAGGCCAAGCAGAGGAUGAGAACAAGAAUGUGUUGGAUCUGCAUCAUGUCACGGUGACUGGCUUUAUACCCCUUUUAGAAUACGCUUAUACAGCCACUCUGUCAAUUAACACAGAAAAUAUUAUUGAUGUUUUAGCUGCAGCAAGCUAUAUGCAAAUGUUUAGUGUUGCUAGUACCUGUUCGGAAUUCAUGAAAUCAAGCAUUUUAUGGAAUACACCCAAUAGCCAACCAGAAAAGGGCCUAGAUGCUGGACAAGAAAAUAAUUCUAACUGCAAUUUUACUUCUCGAGAUGGAAGCAUUUCUCCAGUGUCUUCAGAGUGCAGUGUGGUAGAACGAACCAUUCCUGUCUGCCGAGAAUCCCGGAGAAAGCGCAAAAGCUAUAUUGUUAUGUCUCCUGAAAGCCCUGUAAAGUGUAGCACACAAACAAGUUCACCCCAGGUGUUGAAUUCUACAGCUUCCUACUCAGAAAAUAGAAGUCAACCAGUUGACUCUUCUUUAGCUUUUCCCUGGACUUUUCCUUUUGGAAUUGAUCGAAGGAUUCAGCCUGAGAAGGUUAAGCAGGCAGAAAAUACCCGGACUUUAGAAUUACCUGGCCCAUCUGAGGCAGGUAGAAGAAUGACUGAUUAUGUGACUUGUGAGAGCACAAAAACUGCCUUGCCUUUGGGUACUGAAGAAGAUGUCCGGGUCAAAGUAGAAAGGUUGAGUGAUGAGGAGGUUCAUGAGGAAGUGUCCCAGCCUGUCAGUGCGUCUCAGAGUUCCCUGAGUGAUCAGCAGACAGUGCCAGGAAGUGAACAAGUCCAAGAGGACCUUCUGAUUAGCCCACAGUCUUCCUCCAUAGGUUCAGUAGACGAAGGUGUUACCGAGGGGUUACCAACACUUCAAAGCACUUCCAGCACGAAUACUCACGCAGAUGAUGAUGAUCGAUUGGAAAAUGUUCAGUACCCCUACCAACUCUACAUUGCUCCUUCCACCAGCAGUACAGAACGACCAAGUCCAAAUGGUCCAGACAGACCUUUUCAAUGUCCAACCUGUGGGGUGCGAUUCACCCGUAUUCAGAACCUAAAACAGCACAUGCUCAUCCACUCAGGAAUUAAACCAUUUCAGUGUGACCGCUGUGGGAAAAAGUUCACCAGGGCUUACUCGCUAAAGAUGCAUCGCCUAAAGCAUGAAGGUAAACGCUGUUUCCGGUGCCAGAUAUGUAGUGCCACUUUCACUUCCUUCGGGGAAUAUAAACACCACAUGAGGGUUUCCCGGCACAUUAUCCGCAAGCCUCGGAUUUACGAGUGCAAAACAUGUGGCGCCAUGUUCACCAACUCUGGAAAUUUAAUCGUGCACCUGAGGAGUCUGAACCAUGAAGCAUCAGAGCUAGCAAACUACUUCCAGAGCAGUGAUUUCCUAGUACCGGACUACUUAAACCAGGAGCAAGAAGAGACCCUUGUUCAGUAUGAUCUUGGAGAACACAGUUUUGAAAGCAACUCCUCUGUUCAAAUGCCUGUAAUUUCACAGGUCUCCUCCACCCAGAAUUGCGAAAGCACUUUUCCCUUGGGGUCUCUUGGUGGGCUGGCAGAAAAGGAGGAAGAAGUGCCAGAGCAGCCAAAGACCAGUACUUGUUCUGAGGCAACCAGAGAUGACCCCCCAAAGUCAGAGCUGUCUUCUAUAACUAUUGACUAAUUCUGUGGUUUGGCUUCAUUUUUGGUUUUUGGAAAGUGCCUGUGCUUGGUCUUGUACAUUUAAAUUUAAUUUAAUUUUUUAAACAAAAAUAGAAUUUGGGAAAGAAUUUCCCUUUUUACUUUGUAAGCCCUGCAACUGAUAUUUUAUUUUUCAUAACUGAGAGAUUGUUUCUGUAAGUACACUAUAACAUGAUGUUGGAACACAGUAGAAACUAUGAGAAUUAAGAAGAACCAGUUGACUUUUACAACAUUUACCAGUGUCUUCUUCCAUUGUUAAAAGUGGGGUAAUGCUAGACCAUUCGGUAAGAAGAAAUGAGGUGGUUAUUAACUUUCCUGAGAUGAAUGGGUGUACAGAGACAAAUUACCUGACAGUUGGCCUGAGUAGAUGUUUACUCCUAUACACAGGACGCUGUACAAUAUUUUGUAAAGCCUGUUGAUUUUGAAGUGUUUAUGGUAAGCUUUCUUUAAAAUUAUUAGGGUAAAUACUUCUGAGACCCAGCAUACUCUCUUUUUUUAGUAUUUGUCAUUUCUAUUAUAAUUUUUCUUGAUGAAAGGUGGGAAUGGGGUAGACAUUCCUUGUACCAUUACAGUGCCACUCGAAAGGCAAAGAACCAUGACUGAGAAUAGUCAAGCAGUGGAUGAAGUGGCCAGCAUUGGAAGCUGAAGUAGGUAAACCCCAGCUUCACGGGAAUGGUUUAAAUCCUGCUCUUCUGACUAAAAUUGAUGUUUAUCUGGUCUUCGAAUGUGAUUGUCCAAUUAGGGCACCACCCAAAUGAGUUUUCUCCUUGCUCCAUCAGGGGUACUUUACCUUACUAUACUGAUGUGCUACCAUAUAAAGGAAAAAUAUUGGAGAUACUCUAUAUUUUAUAUAUAGGCUUGUGUAUUGUCAGGGAUGUUUUUAAUGUGCUUUUUUGGACAGAAUAAUUCUCUGUUGAGGCGACAUUCUUAACUAAGAUUGUUUACAAAGCCCUGUAUGACCGUGACAUGUCCUUCUUCCAGAAUAUUUUUAGACAUUGCCAAGUUUGUUAAAAGCAGUUACUAUAGUUUUUACACAGUGUAAGCAAUAAUUUAAAAGAUAAGAAGCUAUAAAACGAUCAUCUAUGACCCAUAAAUCUGGGGGAAAGAAGAAAAUUGUUUAUACUAACAAAAAACUAAAAACCCUAAAUUAAUGAAUAUCAGCAUUUGUGCUGCUCAAAGGAAACUUCGUAGUUUUCUAGUUGAAAUUUAUCAGAUGCUGUAGACUGGGGUACGUUUUCCUCUGAUGCCAUUGAAGUAUCUCUGCCUCUAACCCUGAGUACUGAUGAGUUCGUGAAUAAUAGGCUUUUGAAUAACAUUUGUUCUUUUUAUCUACCCAGAGCUUAAUAAUUAAGAAAGCAAAGCAUCAGAUUAGAUUAGGGAAGAGAAACAAAAUACUACUCUCUAGAUAAAACACAGAUCUGAAUUUGGUUCAGGUGCCAGGAAUUACUAAAUAUUGUUUUUUUAAUGAUAAAUGACUUCAUUUUUUUUAAAAUUGGCUAAUUCUGUAAUUUAGGGUGUUUUUUUCUUCAAAAAAUAUAAAGUAAGCAAAAGUGAACUCAUUGGAAUUUUUUGUUAAGUUUCUUUCUGUCUCUGCCCAUACUCUGCUGUACUUAUUUCUAGUGUUUUACCUCAUUCAUGAACCUGGUUUUUUUACCCAUUUCCUCCUAAACAUAGGUAUGUUGCUUUCAAGAGGAUCAGCAUAUGCAGAUUGUGAUGGGCUUCUACCUUUUAGACUUCUUUUACAGUAGGGCUGAAUUAUUUUCUGCAACAGACUGGUACUAUGGUGCUGCUGUGUCUCAACUGAGCAGGUUUGGAAGUUUUAUUUUUUAUUUCAUAGGUAGUGUAUGCAAACUUAGGCUUACCAAUAGAUAAAUCUCAAAAUUAAUUUAAAAAUCCUGUAUUGGCAAAACAAAGAAGAGGUAAAAUCUGUGAUUAAGCAUCAUUGUUGCUCUUAGUUUCAAGAGUUACCUUUUUUUUUUUUUUUUUAAGAACAAGACAGAAUGAAAGGAAGGAAAGACCUAAGAAUAAAGAGCAGUGUAAGAAUCCUUAGCAGGUUUAUUGGUUGGAAAUGCUGUAGCAAAUCUCCUGUCCUGAGAACUCUGUGAUGAGAAGGAGCCCUGCACAAUUUUGGCAGCUCUGAAGUACUCGGAUCAUAUUCUCAGGAUGAAAGACCACCUAUCACUAGGUGCUCUUCCCAAAUGCAAACUUUAGGUCUUAAUUGGUAGUAACAAAUUCACAUAUCUACAAGUUUUAUGGGAAAUUUGAAUAUACUGUGAAAACACAUGUCUGGUUAAGUUUUCUGUUGCCCAAACCUAUCAAUUCAAGGUGACUAAUGACUAUUUAACAUAAAAUUGUACAAACAAAAGCCUUUUCCUGUCUCAUUAAGGCUCUGCAUUUUUCUUGAUAUAUGAUUUAAGGAAGUUUAGUUUAUGGAUCUGUUUAAGGAAACAAAGCUGCAAAGGAUAAUUGUAUAUAUAGUAGUAUUUAGAUUUAUUUAAAACUCAUUUCAAUGAGGAAUGCCUAGAUAUAUAAUUUGUAUCAGAACGUAGGGAAAACAUUGCAAAGAGAUGAGAGCCAGUUACAUUAUCCCAUCCAUUAGAAAUUACCUGUGUAACCAAACAUUAAAAUACUCUUCUUUAGAAUAUAUAAGGAUAGCUAUUUCCUUAGGGCCCAAGAGGAUAACUUUGUGAUAUUUAAAGGGCUUAAAUUUUAGAAUGCAAAAUUAGUUACCUUUUUAAAACCAAGCAUUUUAUACAAGAAAAUCUUUUAUUUUCAAUUUGUUAACUGCCAAAUAGAUGUGAUAUACUUCAGAAGCAAACAAAGAUGUUCACCCAUAAUACUAGAUGUUAUAGCUCCUAUAGUCAUUCCUUUAAUUUUUAAUGGUGUAUUCUAAUAGAAGCAUCCAGCAUGUCACUAAUUCUGAUUUGAAACAAAGAGAUCAAUACUGGAUCGGGUGUUUUCACCCUGAGUUUUCUAUAAAUGGGUGCAGAUGGAAGUUAUCAUCCUCAAAUAUAUUUAAAUGUAUUUUUCUUAUUUUGAAUUGCCAAUCAUCUUAAUUUUUAUUUUAAGUAAUUAAACAGUUAGUUACACUGUCAGUUUUUUUAUGUUUUCAGUUUCAGUGAGACAGAAUAAAGUAAAAUACUUAAGUAUCCUCAUCCAUCUUACAUUUUAAAACUUGAGCAACCUUUCUGACAUAUAGCAGGGAGGUCGCAUGCAGGGACACACGUCCUUUGGUUUUACAAACAGGAAAGCUUCCAUUUUGUUCAAAUAUUUUACCUAAUGGAGUAGACUGGUCAGCACAUCUGAUAUACUUAAUCAUGAGUAAUUCACUAACCUUCUAACACUGAGCCAGACUCUCCCAGUCUAUAAAUGGUUCCCUGCGAGCCUGAGUCCUUUCGCUGCUUAUUAACCUAAUCUAAACAGAGACCAGUUUAUCAGCUUAGUGGCUUUUAUUUUGAAGACACUCUGAUCAUGUUUUAGUCACUUUCAGCUUUAUAUCCCUGAAAAGUAUAUUACUUUAUAUAAUUCUAUACUAGUAGACACACAGAAUGAACUGUUAAAAUUGUGUAUAUUCACUGAAAGUUUGAGAUUUGUACAUUGAUGAACAAGAAAAUUUAAAAAUUUUCUGUUUCACUCAUUUAUUUCCAAGAUAUCAUGUUAUAGCUGAAAUAUGCAUCCAAAUGAAGAAUAAAAUAACCUUCUAGUUAUUAACUGGCAGAAAAACUAGUGAACUUUACAUUUGGAAGAAACCAAAAUGGCCAAAAGGCAGUAACUGUGGCUUUCACUGUAGCUACUGACAUCAGAUGCUUUGCUUACAGUACAUUUAGAUCUUAAAAGUUACUGAGAGAAGAAUGCAUAGAAACUUUUCUGAAGCAGUAAAACAAAUUGAGAGAACAAGGGAAGCUCUGUUUUGAGGUAGAUGUUUCUAUGAGAAUUGUGUAUAGCUAAGCAUACUCUCAUAGGCUUUAGGCCAGAAUCACCAAAUUUAAAUUAAGUUGCUCCUUAUUUUGUCCAGACCCAUUUUUAUCUUUCAGUGUCAUUUUUGCUUGACUAAAUGUGGUGGCAUAUAGGGUAUUUUUAUUUGAAAAGUCCUCAGCAAGAUAAAUUAGCCAAGAGCAAUAAUGAUUCAAAUUAAACAGUGAAAUACAAUGAGCCAGCCUCAAGUUGAGUUAAGGAAGCUCACCCUGUGGUUUCUGAAUUCAGACUGCAGAUCUGUUGAGAUGUUUCAUCAUACUCAUGGUGGAUGAAGCCUUGUGUCAGGAGACCAGUCACAUCAGUAGUCAUACUCGUUUCUUAUUUUACUUUGUCCUAAACACAGAUAUUUCCACUGUAUCACAAUGAGAGAAAUAGUUCCAUGUUAAGCAAAUAGCCUCUGUGGAUUUCCAGCUGUUACUGGAAUCUUGGUUUGGCAGUAUCCAAAAUGAAACUACCUUGAAAUGUUUAUGCUGCUUUAGUUAAGUAAGCACCCUCUGAAAAGGACCCAGGCCAGUCCUAGCUAAUAUCAAGAUUCCUGUGUAUGUAAUAGCCUACAAGAAUUUAAGAGUUCAGACCAUGGAUUAAAACCAGAAAAUUCUUUUUAGGUUUUUUUUUAAUACAAUUUUUAAAUUUUAGUUUGAAGUACCUGGCUUAUAAAAUCAGAUUAUCGUGCUGUAUCCUUUCUCUUUAAAAAUGGCUAAUUUCACUGAUUCAGCUUGAAGUCCUGGGGUCAGUUGUGAUGAUUUAUUAAUAAAAUCACUGCUUAAUGGUUUAGGGAGUUGUGACACUAAUGUCGUGACUUGUGUUAAAUUGUGGUCAUUUUCCCGAAUGCCAGUCUAAACAUUUCCAGAUUUUGUUAUUCAAGUAAAUUAGUUAAAAACCAUCCUGUAGGUGAAUGUUGGGUAACCAGAGUCCAUCUCCUGCUGAGGAAGGCUCAAGCCCUGCCUGUAGAGAAGCCCGUCGGCUCCUCUCAGUGCACGUCGGCUCCUGGGUGCCAGUGGCAGCUGGCUUCCCUUGAAGGUGGGAAGCCUUUGGUGCGGUUCUCAGGCACCUGCUUGCUACGGAGAGCCUUUUCUGUAUUAGGCCAUGCGUGUUUGCUCUAGAUUUCUUCUUGUUAGUUACCAACUUGGUUUUCUAGUGGGCAGAUGCUGUGUGAAGUCUCUCAUACUGAGAGUAGUCCAUUACAUUUUGGAAAGUUGCACUACUUUUCUUUCAUCUUUCAAGUACCUAAAAUGAAUGACACAGCGGGUAUUUGGAAGGAGUAAGGUCAUAAACUUUAAUCAUUUUCUUCCUUGUGCAAAGAAAUGGCUUGUAAUGCUUAUAUUUUGUGUUUCUUUUUCUUUUAAGCAGCAGUCCCUAGUAGGGUAAAAUUUGGUUUUGAUCCCAGUUCCUAGUGAUAUAUUUAAUUUUUCUGUUGCUACUGCUGCCUCUUGUUGCAUCAGAUAGAGAUUGCCUGCCUCUUUACAGGGCACCCCUGUGGCACCUUAUGUCCAACUUGGAGGAUAGUAGAUGGCUUCUUGGUGCCUCUGCUGUCUUUUCAAAAGCCAUUUUAUAAAAAAUCCUAGGUAGCCUAUUUUAAUAUUUAAAUAUAUAUAUAUUUGUGAAAGAUACUUUUAGAACAGACUUUUUUUUAAACUUUAAAAUUCCUGUAUUCCCAUUUUUAAAAGUAAAUUUAAACUUUUCCUGAUUAGGAAGUGUCUUUUCCCAGAGCAGCAUGAUGAGAAAGUCAACUUGAGAUAGUAGACCAGAAUUCAGCGAUGGAAAACAUCGAUGUCUGGUUAAGGAGUCAGUUUGAGGGGGAAAAAAUUGCUUUGAUGUAACAGAAAUGAAUUUCUAAAUAAAAUUGUGGUUUUGUUUCUAUAAUUUCACAUUUGCUGCUUUAAGUAGCUCAGUAUUUCACAGGGCUAACAUAAAUCUGGCUCCAUGUAAAACCAGAGUACUUUUCUAGUGCAGCCAGCCUAGGAGGAAACCCCGCACCAGGCUCUUCCAGGUGGGCAGGUGACUGCUUUGUGUAGCUGAUGCAUGCUUUCAUAUUUGCCUGUUGCCCAGUGGCAAGGAAGUCAGGGCUGGGGAGGGACCUUUGUACCCUGCCGGUUUCAGCGUUAUGGUUCUUUUGGGGCACUGGCAUCUUGUGACGCCCUCAAGGAAGGGUAAUUCUGGGGAGAAAAUGUGAAUUUGAUUUACAUAAGUGGGUGGUUUUCAUGUCUUCUGCCCCUCCUAGAUGCAGUACUUACCCUGUGCCAGUCCCUAGUUCACCAGCUUUGUGUCCAGUCGUCAUCUCCUUCAAAUGUGGCUUUCCUCGGUGACAGUGGCCACAGCUAAGUUACUUGGCAUGUUUGACUUUUGACAAUAGCAAAAAUGGUUUUGGAUUUUGUUUUAUUUCCUAAAAAUGUAUACAAUGUCAGAAAUCCACGUUUUAUAUACUAGUACCUGGCUAUUAGUAUUUUACAGGAACCAUAGUUCUUGGUGACUACACACGCACACACACACACACACACACAUAUAUUUUUGUGACUUUUUUGUAAACUAAGUGCCGUUUCAACGUUACAAUCAUUUUUAGAGUUAUUGUAAUCAAUGUGAAUAUCAUGUUUUUUCAAAUCUGUUCUGAGCCUAUAGUGUUUGCUUUGUGAAUAUAUGUGUAUUGUAUAUAUUCUGUAUAGUUACAUUGUACUGAAAUAUUAGCUUGUUUGAUAUAAGGAAAGUAUGUAUUGAGUACCUUUUUGCUAGCCUGAUUGUUUAAUCUUUUUAAAAAAGGUUUAAACUUUUUUUAAAAAAAAAACUUUAAACUGGCCUUUAUUAAUGGUCACAAAGUUGCAGUUGGAAGGGAUGGGCAGGGAAAAACUAGUUUUGAGUGUCUUUGGAUAGAAACAUGAGACUAUGUUUUGUUUUGUUUUUUUUCUCAUUAAAAUAUCUUAUUAAUGCUUUAUGGAAUAAAAAAAAUCCCUGCUGUUGUUA
Oryctolagus cuniculus (rabbit) is the source of this 8854-nucleotide messenger RNA. The record is from RefSeq and is a predicted model, not a curated record. NCBI's taxonomy places the organism in Eukaryota, Metazoa, Chordata, Mammalia, Lagomorpha, Leporidae.